UGAUACUGCUCAGCCGAUAUGACAUAUAAGCCCACCGUGAGCAGUUCAGUCCGCUCAAGGGUGAUCGCAAUAGCUCAGUUAUAAAGAACCAGCGGAGAUGAGCUCUAACGAAGAAGAUGUUAUUAUAAUGGCGAUUCCCCGAGAACUCACACAAAACCCACUACGGAAAAUAUGGAUGCCGUGCAAGAACGGCUUGCCGGAAAAACACAUUUAUCAGAAGAGAGUAUGCAUGACCAACUGUCCUACUCUCAUUGUGACCGUUGGCUUGCCAGCGAGAGGAAAGACUUACAUCUCUAAAAAGCUCACACGCUACCUCAACUGGAUUGGUGUACCAACAAAAGAAUUCAACGUGGGAGAGUAUCGAAGGGAAUGUGUGAAAAUCUACAAGAGCUUCGAAUUCUUCCGCCCCGAUAAUGAGGAAGGGCUGAAGAUACGAAAGCAGUGUGCUUUGACUGCACUCAAUGAUGUCAGGCAGUACCUCAGUGUUGAGGGUGGCCAUGUUGCUGUGUUUGAUGCCACAAACACAACUAGAGAUAGGAGGAGCACAAUCAUUAGAUUUGCUGACCAAAAUGGAUACAAGGUGUUUUUUGUGGAGUCUUUGUGUGAAGACCCCAAGAUUAUUGCAGAAAAUAUUGUGCAGGUGAAGUUGGGUAGUCCAGACUACAUUGACUGUAACACUGAAGAAGCCGUCCAGGACUUUAUGAAGAGGAUCAAGUGCUAUGAGAACAGUUACCAACCACUGGAUGAAAACCUUGACAGAGAAUUAUCAUACAUUAAAAUAAUGGACGUGGGUCAGCGGUAUUUGGUGAACCGUGUACUUGACCACAUUCAAAGCAGAAUCGUUUACUAUCUAAUGAACAUCCAUAUUACACCACGCUCCAUCUACCUCUGUCGCCAUGGAGAGAGCGACCUUAACGUCAGAGGUUGCAUUGGAGGGGAUUCAGGCCUGUCACCCCGUGGGAAAGAGUUUGCUCAGUGUCUGGGCCAGUUUAUUCAGGAUCAGAAUAUAAAGGAUCUCAAAGUGUGGACCAGUCAGAUGAAGAGAACUAUUCAGACUGCUGAAGCAUUGGGUGUACCAUAUGAACAAUGGAAAACACUCAAUGAGAUUGAUGCUGGUGUUUGUGAGGAGAUGAUGUAUGAGGAGAUUCAGGAACAUUUUCCUCUGGAGUUCGCCCUCAGAGACCAGGACAAAUAUCGCUACCGCUACCCUAAAGGAGAGUCAUAUGAGGAUCUGGUCCAGCGAUUGGAGCCUGUCAUUAUGGAGCUGGAGCGACAAGAGAAUGUUUUGGUUAUAUGUCAUCAGGCUGUGAUGCGCUGUUUACUUGCUUACUUCCUGGACAAGAGUGCAGAAGAGCUGCCAUACCUGAAAUGCCCCCUACACACAGUUCUGAAGCUCACCCCUGUGGCCUAUGGCUGUAAAGUGGAGUCAAUCUAUCUUAAUGUGGAGGCAGUGAACACUCACAGAGACAAACCUGAGAAUGUGGACAUCUCCCGUCUUGCAGAAGAGGCCCUUCUCACUGUUCCGGCCCACUAUUGACCUGUGACACCACAUCCCAUACAUCAGCAACACUCCAUUAGCUAAUUUCAUCCUUUAUCACGCCUCUCAUUGGUUUCGGCGCGCUCAGG
This is a messenger RNA of Myxocyprinus asiaticus (Chinese sucker), 1626 nucleotides long. It is a transcript of the gene pfkfb4b, whose product is annotated as 6-phosphofructo-2-kinase/fructose-2,6-biphosphatase 4b. The record is from RefSeq and is a predicted model, not a curated record. NCBI's taxonomy places the organism in Eukaryota, Metazoa, Chordata, Actinopteri, Cypriniformes, Catostomidae. Gene Ontology annotation, biological process: fructose metabolic process; fructose 2,6-bisphosphate metabolic process. Gene Ontology annotation, cellular component: cytosol. The coding region runs from base 98 to 1537 and encodes 479 amino acids. The transcript has 14 exons. Gene Ontology annotation, molecular function: ATP binding; fructose-2,6-bisphosphate 2-phosphatase activity; 6-phosphofructo-2-kinase activity.